UCUCAGUCUCUCCCUGCAGCUCGCGGGGGGGGGCGUGGCCUGGAUGUCUCCGCGAGCGCGCUCAGACGCCAGCGCAGAGACCUCCGUAACCUGUUGCCCUACGAGGACCAGAUGUUGACAUAUCCUGCCACCCAGGGAGGAGGCGGGGCCAACAACCUGUACUACCAAUCAGAGGACUGGAGGGGGCGGGGCAUGGACCAGGCUCUGCAGCGAUUGGUGGACAGGGACCAGAGGCGGGAGCAAGACGAGGAGCAGCGGGCAGCCUACAUGGCGGCCCUGCUCCGCCUCCUGAGCGAGGCGGAGGGCGCGGGAUUGGUCGGCCCGGGCGACGUGGAGGUGGUGGAGGAAGAGGAGGACGAGGAGGACGACCGGGGGACCCAGGGAGACCUCCGGGGCCCGGACCCGGCAGACUACGACGAGACGGGGCGGGCCCAGAACAUGGGGAGGCCCCCCCCCGCCUGGUGGGGCCUCGUGGAGCCCCAGCUGGCCCAGGCUCUGCUGGACAGGUGAGG
This is a messenger RNA of Etheostoma cragini (Arkansas darter), 512 nucleotides long. RefSeq names its product proprotein convertase subtilisin/kexin type 1 inhibitor, like (gene pcsk1nl). The annotation marks the transcript as partial. The record is from RefSeq and is a predicted model, not a curated record. The transcript has 2 exons. Gene Ontology annotation, molecular function: endopeptidase inhibitor activity. Gene Ontology annotation, biological process: negative regulation of endopeptidase activity. NCBI's taxonomy places the organism in Eukaryota, Metazoa, Chordata, Actinopteri, Perciformes, Percidae.